Effrenium voratum is the source of this 1546-nucleotide messenger RNA. The record is from the annotation of a GenBank genome assembly. Lineage: Eukaryota; Dinophyceae; Suessiales; Symbiodiniaceae.
CUCAAGCUGCGAUUUUAUUGUAGCUUCGCCUCUUUCUCUUGCGCGAAAAGCGAUUCUUUUGGUAUGACGAAAUUGACGUCUUUGCUCUUCCUGCUUGCCGGGUGCGCAGCCGACAAGGACGCGCUUCUGGCGGACGAUGAAUGUGCGGAUGGGCAGUGCGCCAUAGAGAUGCUCCAGAAGUUUGAGCGGAAACUGGCCAGCGACGAGUGGGUUGCCCUGAUCGAAGGCUCAGCGUGUUCCAGCAGUGGUGGCAUUACCUGCGAGCAGGUGGGUGAAAUGCGCCAUGUCAAGUUCCCCGCGGGGGAGUUUCCAGUUCCUAGACAGGUCUCUGUGCCUGCGAAUACCAUCAUUGAGGGCGCCGGCAAUCCGAACAGCGGCGACAAGGCGACCAAGCCCGACUAUAGAAGUCAAACGGUCUUUGUGGCCACCCACGGAUUGUCAGGCGGUGAUGGCGGCAUUUGCUACUGCCAAAACCUAGAGAGGACCUGGGAGCCACUGUCACCUAGGAACCCGUACCAUUGCCAGCACCUCACCAACGACCAGGUCAGAUAUCUGCGCCCGGGCUUCCUCAUGUACUCCAACACCGUGGUGAAGAAUAUCGCCUAUCAGGGCAAAGACCGCCUGAGGCCUUCAGACAACGGAGCUCUAUGCGGCGGCGGCGUUUUUGAAACCCCCGGCUGUGUCCACAAUCAAUGUUUGUUUUCGCACUUGCAAACUGGCAACGGCCAGCCCGUCACGAAUGUGGUCAUUGAGAACGUGCGGCUCAACGACUACUCCGGUGACCCCCAACAGGCCAGCCAGCUUGCUGUGUGGGUUGCACAGACCAACACUCAGAUGCCGACAACCCAAGUGACCGUGAAGAACCUCGUUGCUAUGUUUCUUCAUGCCGACGGCAUCAACUUCCAUGGCUUUGUUCAGAACGCCCUGGUGGAUGACACCUACAUCCAGAACACCGGGGAUGACAUCUACGCCGUGUGGGGCAGUCACUUCGAUUCUCGGAACAUCGUCUUCCAGAACUCCAUCGGGGUGGAUGCGGGAAGGGCGCGUUCCAACCACUACGGCUCCUGUGUGGCGGUCUACGGCGCCAAGGAGGUCACCUUCCGAAAUAUCAAGUGCUGGGCACCUGAGCAGAACAGGAGAGAUUGCUAUGACUCAAAGAACCACGGCGAGACCUGCAACGGCUGUUUGGGCAUCAUCAAGCAGAGCUUUGAUGCCGACUACUCAGGAUCAGUGUUCACCUUCGCCGGCUGCGAGUUCUAUCAGCUGAAGCGCAACGGGAGAAACUCCUACGAUCUCAGCAACCCUCAGCCUACAAACCGUCCAAUCGUUUGCAACAACGAGUGGCACGGAGGAGGUUUGGAAGUCAGGGUCAGCUGAGAAGUCUUAGCUCCCCACUUUUGAGGCUCGAGUCAGAGCCACAGAUUAGCUAGCGUUAUGGGCUGGACAAGUCUGUGACACGUACUUUUCAGCGUGCGGCUCUGUCGUGCGCACUCGUGCGCGCACGCCAAUCGUUUUAAUGGACGAAGAUUCGUGCCCGUGUGUAAGA